Molecule: messenger RNA, 4169 nt
Organism: Cyphomyrmex costatus
Lineage: Eukaryota; Metazoa; Arthropoda; Insecta; Hymenoptera; Formicidae
Gene: Ptr
Product: patched domain-containing protein
Exons: 9
Coding region: 329-3538 (1069 amino acids)
Cellular component (GO): plasma membrane; cytoplasmic vesicle membrane
Source: RefSeq, a predicted model, not a curated record
CCGGCGACGACGUUCGGCCCGCGCGCUUGCUUUCACGCUCGCCUCGGCAAACGAAUUCUCGAUCAUCGAUCAUGACACGCGGGCGGACGAGGACGUGCAGGUGAAAGACGUUUCCCGCGAUCCCUAUCCGUCUAUCUGACCGAAGAGGAACACGCGGCGCAGUGCCACCGCAAGGAAGAGAAGAAGAAAGAGGAGAAGACGAAGAGAAGAAGAAAGAGGAGAGAGAUCGAUAUCGGGCCGGAUAUUGCCGGAAGAUCUAGUUGGUGGUGACAAAAUUUAUUGUGGAGAGUUUGUGGAGGGUUUAACACGCAUCCGGCUGAGGAGCAAGAUGUGGCACUUGACGUGCGUCGACGACUUUUUAAACCGCGCGUUUUACAAGGUUGGCCUCUGUGUCGGUCGACAUCCCGGCUACUUCAUAAUCGUGCCGAUACUGUUGGCGUGCAUAUGCUUUACCGGUUACCAGAGGAUACACUACGAAAUCGACCCGGAAUACCUCUUCUCGCCCGUCAACGGACCCGGCAAGACCGAGCGAGCGAUAGUCGAGCAGUACUUCAAAGUCAAUUACAGCCACCAAUUCAAUCUUGGUCGUAUCACACGACCAGGCCGAUUCGGUCAUGUAAUCGUAAUUCCCAAGGAUGGCGGGCAUAAUAUGCUGAAGAGCGCGAUUUGGCAGGAGUUGAGGGAGCUCGACUGGUUAAUCAGGAAUGUCACAGCAAAAUACGAGGACGAAGAAUUUAUCUAUGAUCAAAUUUGUGCACGAUGGCUCGACCAGUGUUUCACCAACGACAUCCUGAAUCUUCAUCACAUAAUAAAGGAUGUAGAGAGGCGAGAGCUAAAUCUGACGUUUCCGGUGAUGUUCAAUCCGGUCACCUGGGACGCUCAUCUGUUUCCGGUAUUCUUCGGCGGAAGCGUCGUCAAUAAUGAUUUCAUCAUAGAAUCGGCGCCCUCGGUGCAGCUCGCCUACUUCAUCACCGCCGACAGUCCACGGCAGGAUGCAAUCGGUGCUGCUUGGGAAGAGGCUUUUUUGGAUGUCGUCGGCAAGGCCGAGGAUGAAGGUGCAUUUAAGCAUAUUAGUAUCGCGAGAUUCGCCUCGAGGACCCUCGAGCUGGAGCUCGAGGCCAACACGAAGACGAUCGUGCCGUAUUUCACCAGCACGUUCAUCAUAAUGGCCCUGUUCUCAGUCGUGACGUGCAUGAUGACCGAUUGGGUGCGCAGCAAACCUUGGCUCGGUCUUCUGGGCAACAUCUCUGCCGCCAUGGCAACAGUUGCCGCUUUUGGAUUGUGCAUUUACCUGGGGAUCGACUUCAUCGGCCUCAAUCUUGCCGCACCAUUCCUCAUGAUAGGAAUAGGGAUCGACGAUACUUUUGUCAUGCUAGCAGCCUGGAGAAGGACAAGUAUCUCCAAACCAGUGCCUGAAAGGAUGGCAUCGACAUUGAGCGAGGCUGCCGUUUCUAUUACUAUCACAUCCUUGACGGAUAUGAUAUCUUUCUUCAUUGGGAUCUUGUCGCCCUUCCCUUCGGUUCAAAUUUUUUGCAUUUAUUCAGGUUUCGCAGUGGUGUUUACUUUCCUGUUUCACAUAACAUUCUUCAGCGGGUGUGUGGCGAUCAGUGGUUAUUGCGAACAAAGAAAUUUGCACAGUGUUAUCUGUUGCAAAGUGCAGCCGCUCUCUAAAUCCACUCAUCGAUCGUGGCUGUACAGAGCGUUGUGUUCCGGCGGGAUUGAUCCUGACAAUCCUGACAAUCCGAUUGAUAAUCCUGAACACGGAUGCAUGACUUGGUUCCGCGAUUAUUUGGCAGCUGCACUAAAUUAUAGCCCUGUGAAAGCGAUCAUCAUCCUCAUUUUUGUGUGCUAUCUUAUUGGUGCACUUUACGGACUCACGAAUCUUAAGGAAGGCCUCGAUCGACGCAAACUUUCCAAGGAAGAUUCCUAUUCGAUCGCCUUUUACGACCGCGAGGAUUAUUAUUUUAGAGAAUUUCCUUACAGGAUACAGGUCGUCAUAUCUGGUGAAUACGACUACAGUAAUCCAGUGAUUCAGCAGCAAAUAGAGAACUUGACGAGCAGUCUCGAAGCGAGUAAGUACAUCAGUGCUCCUGUCUACACCGAGAGCUGGCUCCGUAGCUUCAUCAGCUAUGUAACGCGCAAUCAGGAGUAUCUGAACGCGACCAUCACAGACGAGCACGACUUCAUCAAGAAUCUCAAGGAGCUCUGGCUCUUUCCUAACAGCGCCUUCUCUCUGGACGUUAAGUUCGACGACACGAACGAGAAAAUCGUCGCGAGCCGGUUCCUGAUACAGGCGGUGAAUGUAAGCGGCACCAAUCAAGAGAAGGACAUGGUGAAGGAGCUGCGUGGCAUAUGUGCGGCAUCGCCGCUCAACGCGAGCGUGUUUCAUCCGUACUUUGUGUUCUUCGACCAAUUCGAGCUGGUAAGACCGACCAGCAUUCAGUGCAUGAUAUUCGGCGCGCUCGUGAUGAUGCUCAUCAGCUUCAUCUUCAUCCCGAACAUCUUCUGCUGCCUGUGGGUUGCCUUCUGUAUCGUAUCGAUCGAGCUAGGAGUUGCCGGUUACAUGGCUCUGUGGGACGUCAAUCUUGACAGCAUCUCUAUGAUCAAUCUGAUCAUGUGCAUUGGCUUCAGCGUCGACUUCACUGCACACAUCUGUUAUGCCUACAUGAGAUCGAAGCAGCCUCGGGCGGAGGAUCGAGUCAAAGAAAGCUUGUAUAGCCUGGGUCUGCCGAUCGUUCAGGGAGCCGCUUCGACGAUACUCGGUCUGAUGGCCCUCCUAUUGGCCGGUACCUACAUCUUUCUGGUAUUCUUCAAGAUGGUCUUCCUCGUGAUCUUUAUUGGCGCCAUGCACGGUAUGUUCCUGCUGCCGGUGUUGCUGUCCCUCUUCGGGCCUGGCAUCUGUAUUGGCGGUGGAAACGAGCCCGAUGAAGCAGAAAAUACGAAGAAUAGCACGCAGGAGAAAGAAUUGCAGGCGAGCAAGCUGCAACUGCAACAACAGCAGCAGAAGCAACAGUCGCCCUACGUGAUCCCGCUUCCUCAUCUAGUCUAUUAUGGUCCGGGCGACAUCAAACCACUCCAAGAUAGUCCCGUGAUGAGUAUGGCGGUGUUCGAGGAGAGGGAUCCCGGUUUGGGCACCAGCGAAGACAGCAACUCGACCGAGAGCGGUUCUUCGCAGAGUAGGCGGCGCCAGUGCAAGUCUUCUCAGGAACAGCCUCAGGAGCAACAGGACCAACAAUCGAAUCAAAUCCGCCACGAUAUGUGGAGGAGAUCCAUCGGCGUCUUAUACGGACUGUCGCAGUUCCAGUCCGCGAUCGACGAACCCCAGCAUCCAGCGCCGGACUAUCCCGGCGCCGAAGCGCAACCACGAGAUUCGGGCGAGGACAAUGGUCCGCGAACAGCCAACGUUUCUUGCUUAGGACCUUACGUUGCGUAUCGCCACUCGAAUCAGUUACCGUGCGAUUACAGACGCAGUAGAUCCCACCACAAUCUGCAGUAUCCUGCAUCAACGCGGCAUUUUACGGAUCCCCGGUAUCCUUAGAGGGAAUUGCGAGGAAAUAGUGUGAAAGAUAGAUAUUGUCGACAUGGGAGAUUCCUCAAAUUCAGUCCCUUGGAGCAAGACUAAUAGUUUUGAGAAGAAAGAACUGUAAUAUUAUCUCGAGAAAAGAUCGACAUCGAAUCCGCAGACAAUCGUAACAUCCAAAAAUAGUGCGUCCAUUUUCCCUAUAUAUUCUACUUUUAAUUCCCAUUUCGGAACCUCAAAUAAAACCAUAUUGCCAGAGAAAGAGAAACAGAUAGGGAGAGAAUCAAUUUUAGGAAAUAUCAAAUCUGAAAUACGUAAACUCGAAUACGUAAAAUAUCUCGUAUAUAAUUGAUUAAUUCCUCCCAAUAAUAUUUUUCUAUUCUUAUUCGACGAAUGGCCAGUACAUGUAAAUGUUUGCUAAGCAUUACGAGCAAUUAAUAUUAAGAGAUAUUUUAUUUUGGAUUUGAAAUCUGGGCGAGAGAUAACUAUAAUUAUAACGAUGUUCGAUUACAUGAUAGUUCUGUGAGGCCAUGCAAAGAAAAGAAAAACAAAUAGAAAAUUUGUGCGACAUUUUGUGCAAAUACUUAGAUAUUUAGUUUCAAAGGGCUGAAUUUCAAGAGGAUUUUACUCUCAAACAGCGGAAGUAAAG